AUGUUUAACAAUGAGGACGUGACAAUAGGUGCGUGGAUGCUAGCAAUGAACGUUAACCACGAGAAUCAUCACAUCCUUUGCGAACCAGAAUGUUCGUCUUCCUCUGUUGCUGUUUGGGACAUCCCUAAAUGCUCAGGUCUUUGUAAUCCGGAGAAGAGGAUGUUGGAACUUCACAAGCAAGAAAGGUGCUCGAAAAGCCCGACUUUGCCAUCAGAUGAUUCAUUAGGCUAG
This is a messenger RNA of Microthlaspi erraticum, 231 nucleotides long. The record is from the annotation of a GenBank genome assembly. NCBI's taxonomy places the organism in Eukaryota, Viridiplantae, Streptophyta, Magnoliopsida, Brassicales, Brassicaceae.